AUGGCCUCAAAGCGGAAGGCUUCUGACGAUGUGGAGUCGUCGUCAAAACGGCAUCACAUGAGUGAUCUGCCCAGCGAUGAUCCAAUUUACGAAGAAGCCCAUUCUGAUAUGGACUACUCGGCUCCAGCAACUCCCAGUAUGGCCAGUGAUGACAUGAACGAUACUCCAGCAACACCAAUUUCCACCACAUCCUCCCGAUACCCAUCUGAACUUAAGACCCAUCGCUGCCCAUUCGACGGAUGUGAUAAGGCUUUCAAUCGUCCUGCUCGGCUCCAGGAACACAUUCGGUCCCACAAUAAUGAACGAAUAUUUGGCUGUACCUUCGAUGACUGCGACAAGACCUUCCUACGAGCCUCUCAUCUCAACCACCAUAUCAAGAGUGCUCACACCGGAACUCGGGACUAUGUGUGUCCGCGACCAGGUUGCGACAAGAGUUUUGUGACGGGCUCUCGCCUUCGUCGCCACAUUGCUGCACACGAUGGAAGCGACAAAUACCGCUGCACAGAAUAUCCACCCUGCGAGGAGACAUUCCGAAAACAUUCGACCCUACAGAAACAUGUUCUGACAGUGCAUUUGCACCAGAAACCCUUCCCUUGCACACACAUUGAUGAAACUACCGGACAGAAAUGUCAAAUGGCUUUUGAAACCGCUGGCCAUCUUCGAUCGCACCAGAGCAGAGUUCAUGCCGAGAAGAGAUUCAGCUGCGCUGAGUGCGCGGAGAAUUUGCAGAAUUACGAGAAUGCGACUAUUUACUUCCCGACAUAUGCUGUCCUUCAAGAACAUAUUCGGACUGUUCAUCCCCCAAAAUGUCCCCACUGUCCCAUUGUCUGUUCAACCUCACGCGAGCUACGACGCCAUCUUGAAGUCGCUCACGGAGAUGCGAGCCUGGAGGACAGGAAGGUGUUUGAUUGCGCAUUCCCCGAGUGUAACCGCAGCUUUACCAAGAAGGGCAAUUUGACUGUCCAUAUCCGAACUGUACACGAAGGAGAGAAGCGAUUUGGUUGCGGCGAGACCGACCUGUCAGCCUCGAAGAAAGUUACUGGCUGGGACGGGAUCGGCUGCGGGAAGAGAUACGGAAGCAAACUGGCGCUUGAAGAACACAUUCGCACAGCGCAUUUGGGCUUCCAAAAUGCCAAGGCAGAGCGGCGCCAGCGACUUGGCCUCGGGAAGAAGGCCUGUGUUAACAACCAAAUGUCCACAUUGGCGGCACUGACUGGUCAGGGCUAUGUUGAGGAGUCCGGGCGACAUAUAGCCUGUAUCUACGAUUCCUGCGAACAUCGAUUCCACCGUGACUAUGAUUUGUGGGUGCAUAUGACCGCCAAGCAUGGCUGUUCUGAAGACGAAGUCCAAGGGCUAUUCAUGCAACGUGCUUUGCUGGGAGACCAGUCUGGCCCUGGAGGAAACUCACUUGGAAUUUACGGGCUCGAGUUUGAUGAUGCCAACAUGGGCUUUUCGCACGAUUCGACUGCUGGGCAGGGAACUGCUUUCCAGUCCCAUGAUAUAGCUUCGCAGUCAGGUCCAGAUUCUGAUAUUAUGAUGCAAGAUGCAUUUCCUCCGGGUGUCAAUCAUGGUGCCAAUACGAUGAUACCCAACCAUAACGAUAUGGCGUUGAUUGACCCAGUUCUGGCUUAUCACCUGAUGGAGAGCUGA
This is a messenger RNA of Penicillium pulvis, 1650 nucleotides long. RefSeq lists its product as uncharacterized. The transcript has 2 exons. The coding region runs from base 1 to 1650 and encodes 549 amino acids. Gene Ontology annotation, cellular component: nucleus. NCBI's taxonomy places the organism in Eukaryota, Fungi, Ascomycota, Eurotiomycetes, Eurotiales, Aspergillaceae. Gene Ontology annotation, biological process: regulation of transcription by RNA polymerase II. The record is from RefSeq and is a predicted model, not a curated record.